Molecule: messenger RNA, 1023 nt
Organism: Diabrotica virgifera virgifera (western corn rootworm)
Lineage: Eukaryota; Metazoa; Arthropoda; Insecta; Coleoptera; Chrysomelidae
Product: facilitated trehalose transporter Tret1-like
Exons: 2
Coding region: 1-1023 (340 amino acids)
Biological process (GO): transmembrane transport
Cellular component (GO): membrane
Molecular function (GO): transmembrane transporter activity
Source: RefSeq, a predicted model, not a curated record
AUGACUUCGAAUUAUUGGUUAGCUUCUUCUGGCCAUUCUUAUCAAUCUGUUGUAGCUAUAGCUAUAGUUAGAGAAUCCCAGAGAAUAUUUUUUGUUCAUCUCUUCGGAACUUUUCUCUCGUGGAAAUUAACAGCUCUGAUAUGUUCGAUGUUUGCAGUAAUAGCUCAAAUAGUAAUACCGUUUACUGCCGAAUCGCCAUCGUGGUUACUCAGCAAAGACAAGGUAGAGGAAGCAAAAAAAUCUUUCCUAUGGUGUCGAGGAGAUUCAGAAGAAGCGACCAAAGAAUUUGAGGCAAUGUUGAGCCAAAAGGAUGAACAGGAAAAAGAUAAAGAACAAACUAAAUUUAAACAUCUUUUCGUUCCGGAGUUCUUAAAACCCUUAGGUAUCCUCUGCGUCUACAUAUCAGCAAACCAGUGGAGUGGAAUAAAUGCGAUGCCCUUUUACUAUGUCCGUAUUAUGAAGGAAACUAUCGGUGAAGAUAUAAACGACUACGUUGCAACGUUAGUGGUGGACGCUGUUAGAUGUUUUAUGUCAUUACUGGCUUCUGCGCUUUUAAAAAGAUACAAUCGUAGGCCUCUUGCAAUUAUUAGUGGUUUUGGAGCUGCCGUUUCACUAUUUGUACUAAGUUUUUAUACUUACAUAAUAACAGCCUUCCCGACCAUACGUUCGGGCUAUAUUCCGAUGGCAUGUUUAGUUUCUUUUAUGAUUUUUGUAUGCAUUGGGUUUCAACCAUUACCGUGGUCUUUGGUAGGUGAAUUAUUUCCCAUAAAAUCUAGAAGUAUUGGAGGCGGAUUAACAUCUUGUGUAGCUUUUCUAGCCUUACUUUCAAUAGUCAAGACUAUGCCCGAUUUAUUUGAGAUGUAUACUAUCAGUGGCGUGUUUCUAAUCUUUGGGAUAGUGAGUUUGGGUGCUACUAUAUUUGUGUGUUUUUUCCUACCUGAAACUAAAGACAAGACCUUGCAGGAAAUCGAGGAAGAAUUUAGAGGCAAGGAGAAAAAAUUUAUAGAAAAUUCUCGAAUUUAA